UGGCAUUGAGCGAGGAGCCUAACAGUUCUAAACUGUCUUCUGCUGUGUGGCAGAGAGCAACUUCUUAGCAGACUGGGGUGUGGCGGCUUUCAAAACACUGAAAGAAAUCAGAGACCGCUCAACGUUGGUUAUCCAACGGCGCUUAGUAGUCAAAACCCUCGGCGACCAGCAAACGGACUAACCGAGGGAAACAACGGGGAUUUUUGUUUUGCAUUUUCUGAUUCAUUCAGUUUCUCGUCGCCGAUUAUCUCGUCGUUCGACUUGCUUUCUAAUACCUGAGCGCAAAAAACUUUUUUUGCAAACUUUUUGUGGAUAUAUGUGUUUUUCCUUUUCCUGUCCGCGUGAUGUAAAACUCCAACGUCUGGCUACUUGGUUUCUCUCGGGAGCGUUAAACGUCAACGGAUUCCAGGUGUUGUUUUAAUCUCAGUAUCUUAGAUAUACAUUUCUUUUUUUGUUACUCAAUCCCAAACGUUUUCGAAAGAUAUAUCGGACGUAUAAAACUGGCGUUUUGGAUCUAGUAGUCUCUUAAGGACAUUUCCCCUCCUUGGACUUGCGACAGUCAUUUUUUUUCAAAACCAAAAGAGGAAGUUAGUCACGGAAGACUAAUUAAAAAACUCCAGUCGCUUUAAAAGGGUAAUACCUUUUAUUUUUUUCUCCUAAAUCUAUACUCAUAAAUCCGUAGCCCUGAAGCGCGCAUUCGGAACCAUGGGCUGUACCGUGAGCCAGGAAGAUAAAGCCGCGGCCGAGCGGUCCAAAAUGAUUGACAGGAAUCUGCGAGAGGACGGCGAGAAAGCCGCCAAAGAAGUGAAACUGCUGCUGUUGGGUGCUGGAGAAUCGGGGAAGAGCACCAUUGUAAAACAGAUGAAGAUUAUCCAUGAGGACGGCUACUCAGAGGAAGAGUGCAAGCAGUAUCGAGCAGUGGUCUACAGUAACACCAUCCAGUCCAUCAUGGCCAUCAUUAAAGCCAUGAGCAACCUCAAGAUCGAAUAUGAGGACAGUGCCAGAGCGGAUGAUGCACGUCUGUUGUUUUCCCUGUCCGGGGGCGCGGAGGAACAGGGCAUCCUGCCAGACGACCUGGCCAAUGUCAUCACCAGACUGUGGGCUGAUGGAGGGGUACAGAGCUGCUUCACCCGCGCCAGAGAGUACCAGCUCAACGACUCUGCUGCAUAUUAUCUGAAUGACAUGGAUAGGAUAGGCAAAGCAGACUACAUCCCAACCCAGCAGGACGUGCUGAGGACCAGAGUGAAGACCACUGGCAUCGUAGAGACACAUUUCACCUUCAAAGACUUGCAUUUCAAGAUGUUUGAUGUCGGCGGUCAGCGUUCAGAGAGAAAGAAGUGGAUCCACUGUUUCGAGGGGGUGACAGCCAUUAUCUUCUGUGUGGCCAUGAGCGCGUACGACCUUGUGCUGGCUGAGGAUGAAGAAAUGAAUCGAAUGCACGAGAGCAUGAAGCUCUUCGACAGCAUUUGCAACAACAAGUGGUUCACGGAGACCUCCAUCAUCCUGUUCCUUAACAAGAAGGAUCUGUUUGAGCAGAAGAUCACACGCAGCCCCUUGAGCAUCUGCUUCCCUGAGUAUGCAGGUGACAACAACUACGACGAGGCCGCCGAGUACAUCCGCACCAAGUUUGAGGACCUGAACAAGAAGAAAGAAACCAAGGAGAUCUACCCUCACUUCACCUGUGCCACAGACACGAAGAACGUGCAGUUCGUUUUCGACGCCGUCACCGACGUCAUCAUCAAAAACAACCUGAAGGAUUGCGGGCUCUUCUAGAGCACGAAAACAGGAAGACGAGUCGAGAUUACUUGAACAGUUUUGAUGACCGGAGGAAGUAGGGGUGGAAUAUGUCCCGAGCAUCUGCACUGGCCAACCACGACUCCUGCUUCCACACGACGACUGAUAGCUCAAAGGAGCCCGACACAAUUUCAACGAUUGCCAACGACCUUAGCCUCUCUGUCCUCCCUCCCGACAUCGUGUUUUGACAUUUAAUAUCUGUAUUAUUAACUCCUUGGGCUAUGACCACCAAUCACCAACUGUUGUAUUAUCCUUUGUCCAUAUUUGUUGUUUAUUUUCUUUCUUUUUGUUUGGAGUAAUAGCAGAGGCAGCAAAAUGUUUUUAUAUGAUACUUUCGUUUUACUCUAGGGAAUCUGAUGUGCAAAUUUUAUUAAACUUUUAAUUGCAUAAUGCUUAUUUUUUAAACAACCAGCAGGCGUUGGAUACAGAGUAUGAUUGAAAAAGGAAAGCGCUUUUAUGAUGUUUACAUGACGUCUUUGUUGAUAGUGCACCGAAAAGUCGUCCUGCAUGAUAGAAGAUAGCGAAUAUAUCAAUACAAGUAAUCAGUUCACAUCAGCGUAACAUUCCUUUUUAAAAUUAAAUUUUGAAAAAGUACAAAAAAGAACAAAAAAUCUAAAAAAGCACAAAAAAAAGCUUCACGAAUGGGGAAAGAACUGCUCAGAUGUAACAGAUAUUUAAAGUAUGUACGUAACAGUAUCUAACAGUCUUUUUUUCUUCUCUUCUAUCUUCCCGUUCUUCUUUCUAGCAUUCUGUUUGUGCCUUGACUUCCGUUUACAAUGGACUUUAUUUUCUCCCCAAGUUGUCCUACUGUACGUAAACAUUUCUGCUCCAGGAUUUUCACACCAUGUAAGAAUAAAUAGUGAUUAAUAAUGGAAAUCUAAUUGAAAAAAGGGUAGUGUUUUUGUUUCGUUUUUUGGUAAAGAUUAAAAUUCUUUUCAAAGUCCUAUAUAAUGAUUUAAUUUAAAUAAAAGUUCAUUCACUAGA
Molecule: messenger RNA, 2778 nt
Organism: Labeo rohita (rohu)
Lineage: Eukaryota; Metazoa; Chordata; Actinopteri; Cypriniformes; Cyprinidae
Gene: gnai2a
Product: guanine nucleotide binding protein (G protein), alpha inhibiting activity polypeptide 2a
Biological process (GO): adenylate cyclase-modulating G protein-coupled receptor signaling pathway; gamma-aminobutyric acid signaling pathway
Cellular component (GO): heterotrimeric G-protein complex
Molecular function (GO): G-protein beta/gamma-subunit complex binding; GTP binding; GTPase activity
Source: RefSeq, a predicted model, not a curated record